AUGGAAUGUGAUACACCGUCGUUCGACUCUACCAGUGAGUACAUUCAGAUUAAUUCAACCCCAACUAUAGUACCGGAUGUUCACACUCCUGUUCGACCUCGUUGGGUACUGUACGCCAACGUUUUGGUGUCACUACUGCAACCGUUACAAUAUGGUUGGUCCACUUCACAACUUAACCUCACAACAUUCAACCAUGAAAAAGAGUGUAGUGCCACACCUGUUGCACCAGGUACUUGCCUCAUGUUCCCGGGUCACACAAAAGCUCAGUGGACAACUGCCGUCGGUGCCUGGAUUGUUGGUGGUAUGAUGGGCGCGCUCGUCUGGGGACAUCUCGCCACCAAGUUUGGACGCAAACGCAUCAUGAUGUCGAACUGCCUCUUCAUGAUCGUUGGUGCCGUGGUGCAAGCCACCGCCUCUAGUAUGUGGAUGUUUACGGGCGGACGGGUCAUCUCCGGCAUUGCGUCGGGUGGAGCUACUGCUGUUAUACCUAGCUUCAUUGGCGAGAUUUCACCGCCACAGCUUCGCAACAAGCUGGGUGUAGGCUUCCAGAUCGCCAUUACGUUUGGUAACUUGAUGGUGGCCAUCACUUUUUUCUUCGCUGACACAAGCACUGGAUGGCGCUACAUUGCGGGGUUCCCUGUCGUAAUGGCACUGUUGUUCCUAGUGUUUUCGUGUUUUGUGCUCGUUGAAAGCCCUGCAUGGUUGAUAGUGGUGGGGGAGGAGCAAGUUGCAGAGCAAGAGCUUGCACGGCUCUAUGGUGAAGAAAAUGUAUCCCUCGCAAAGUCUUGGAUCAAGCAAGACGAUCCGGCUUUGCGGAUCAUCUCUGGAGCUGAAUUCUCCAUGUUUCAAAUUAGUGGCAUCUUGUCGGACGUAGCUUCGGACCCGCGCAGCAUUGUGAAGUUGUUCUCGCCUAUAACUGUUCGACAACUGCUGAUAGCGAUUGGCGUGGCUGCGGCUCAGCAACUCACGGGCAUCAAUGCCGUCUUCUUCUACUCGUCAACUUUAUUUGAGCAAGCUGGAAUUGCAGACGUCCGUAUCGGUAUUGUGGCCGUGAACUUUGUUAAUGUGCUGCCAACCAUAUUUUGCGGAGUAUUGGCAGCUCGUAUUGGCAAUCGGAAGCUCAUCUUGCUUGGAUUAACGGGUAUGUUUUUCAGCGCGGUCGGUAUCACUGUGUCGAACGUUGCUAGCUUUCCCGGACUAUCUAUCGUCUUCACUGCGUGCUACGUCGCCGCUUUUGGCUCGAGUCUUGGAUCACUGGCAUGGGUGGUGAUGGCAGACCUCUUCCCGGACGAUGUUCGAGCGAUGGGUACCUCAGUCUGUGUUGGUUGUAGUUGGUGCUUCAAUCUUGCGGUGGGUUUGUGCUAUCCAUACAUCGCUGCUGCAUUGGUCAACUUCAGUUUUACGCCUUUCAUGUGCACGGUCGCGUUGUCUAUUCUUUUUGUGUACAAGUUCGUACCGGAUACGUCGGGCAAGACGACGAAGGAGAUUCAAGACGAGUUCAACGCAAGGCGGUCAUUGAAGAAGCGACAGAUGUACACAAGUGCAAAUAAUAGGGUGUAA
Molecule: messenger RNA, 1560 nt
Organism: Peronospora belbahrii
Lineage: Eukaryota; Oomycota; Peronosporomycetes; Peronosporales; Peronosporaceae
Source: the annotation of a GenBank genome assembly